This is a messenger RNA of Paramecium tetraurelia, 1014 nucleotides long. RefSeq lists its product as uncharacterized. Gene Ontology annotation, molecular function: phosphoprotein phosphatase activity. Lineage: Eukaryota; Ciliophora; Oligohymenophorea; Peniculida; Parameciidae. The record is from RefSeq and is a predicted model, not a curated record. The transcript is spliced from 4 exons.
AUGAGAGCAAACAAUAUCAUAGUAUAAGAGGAACCUAAGCAAAAUGCCAUAGUUGGGUUUUAUAACACGUUGAAGUCCCUUAUCAAAUGCGAAUGUUUCAAAUAGUAAGCGGGAUUUUAAUUUAAUAGAUUUAUGCCGGUGACCUAUAAUUAAAAGCCAAUAGCAAUUCCAAAACAAUCCCUUUAACAUAUGGGCAGAAAGACAUUGGUGAUCGAUUUGGAUGAAACUUUGGUUCAUAGUUCUUUCAAUUAUAUUUCAGAUCCGGAUUUUAUUUUGAAGAUAAAAGUAAUGAAUGCAAAUUAUACAAUUUAUGUUAGAAUAAGGCCUGGUGCUGAAGAAUUCCUAAUAAAAAUGGCUGAAUUUUAUGAAAUCUUUAUAUUUACAGCUAGUAUUUGUGAAUAUGCAAACCCUGUGAUAGAUAGAAUAGAUCAGAAGGGAGUUUGUGCUUUGAGAUUGUUCAGACCAAACUGUUCAAUAUUGAAUGGAGUCUUUGUGAAAGAUUUAUCGAAAUUGUAGAGAUCAAUAAACAACAUAAUAAUAAUAGAUAAUACCCACACUUCUUUUUCCCUAUAACCUAAGAAUGCUAUACACAUAAAAAACUACUUUGAUGACCCAAGUGACACUGAAUUAUUGGAUUUAAUACCGUUUUUAUAAUUGCUUAGUACAUUUGAUGAUGUGAGACCAGUGGGGGAAUAUUGGAAACAAUACAUCAGAUCAGAGAAGAUCAGAUAUACAAGAAAUGGAGAGUCGUAUGUUUAUGAUAGGAAUCGCAAUGAAUCAUAUGAUGAAGUAGAUCCUAUUAAUUAGACCAUCGAUUAAGCCAAGGAUGAUUAGACGUUGUUGGGAAAGUAGCAAUUGAAAUUGUAGACGAACUUUGCAAUCGAUUACGAUGAGGUGAAUGAUAUCACAGAGAAUGAUGAAGAGAUCUAAUUCAGGAAUGAAUAGGGAAUUAAUUCUCCGAAUUUAAACAAAUAACAUUUUAAUGAAAUGGAUUAGAGUGAUUAAAAUUUAUGA